UUGCCCGCCGAGCGUGACCGCAGCGUCGAGUUGCUCACCUAUAGCACUGUGACGCAACUAGCGGGUGGGGGUGGAGUGCAUGUGUAUACGUACGAGUUGCGCGUGGUGCGAGUGAUCGUGCAGGCGUGCCGCGUCCGCACCGAGCAGCCGCGCCGCCUUGCCCACCGAGUGCGACCGCAGCGUCGAGUUGCUCACCUACAGCUCUGUGACGCAACUAGCGGGUGGGGGUGGGGUGCGUGUGAUACGUACGAGGUGCGCGUGGUCGCCCAGGCACGCCGCGUCCGCGCCGCCUUGUACGCCGAGCGCGACCGCAGUGUCGAGUUGCUUACCUACAGCUCUGUGACGCAACUAGCGGGUGGGGGUGGGGUGCGUGUGAUACGUACGAGGUGCGCGUGGUGCGAGUGGUCGCGCAGGCGCGCCGCGUCCGCGCCAAGCAGCUGCGCCACCUUGCCCGCCGAGCGCGACCGCAGCGUCGAGUUACUCACCUAUAGCUUUGUGACGCAACUUGCGGGUGGGGGAGGGGUGCGUGUGUAUACGUACGAGGUGCGCGUGGUGCGAGUGGUCGCGCAGGCGCGCCGCGUCCGCGCCGAGCAGCCGCGCCGCCUUGCCCGCCGAGCGCGACCGCAGCGCCGCCGCGCGCUCGCACUGCCGCACGCACGCACACUACCGCACUCGCACACCAACACCGCACUACACUCAGCGAGCACACUUACACAACAGACUUUUCGGAGUACGCGAAUAUUUAUUUGUGUAUGUUUAAAAUUCAUCGUACGAAUUAAGUACAACGACUAUAAAAGCUAA
Messenger RNA from Parnassius apollo (apollo), 801 nucleotides. NCBI's taxonomy places the organism in Eukaryota, Metazoa, Arthropoda, Insecta, Lepidoptera, Papilionidae. The record is from the annotation of a GenBank genome assembly.